Messenger RNA from Impatiens glandulifera, 2432 nucleotides. RefSeq names its product protein NARROW LEAF 1-like. Lineage: Eukaryota; Viridiplantae; Streptophyta; Magnoliopsida; Ericales; Balsaminaceae. Bases 203 to 2008 code for a protein of 601 amino acids. The record is from RefSeq and is a predicted model, not a curated record. The transcript has 6 exons.
AGCAUUGACUGACCAUCAAAGUUUGAGUCUUUGUGCUAAACGAACGAGUCUCUCAUUUGAAGUGACAUUUUCUAUCCAUUUUGGGAGAUGGUUGUGGCCCUGUCUCAAGGAUUUUGGCGUUAGGGUAUGAUAAUCUUCAAGAGGAUUUUGUUUGAAUCUCAAUUCCGCCGCUCCUCCAACUCCUAACGAAUAGGAAGAAACAAUGGAGAGAAGUGGAUUGGGCUUAAGAUUUCUUCACUCGGGUACUACACCGUCUGAAGAAUCAGCUUUAGAUUUAGAAAAGGCCUACCAAAAUCAUCCCAAUAACCUGCCUUCUAGUAGUCCAGCACCACAAACUUUUACAUCAAGUGGGCAACACUCAGAGAGCAAUGCAGCCUAUUUCUCUUGGCCAACUUGUAAUCGAUUUACAGAUGCUGCUGAAGAUAGGGCAAACUAUUUUGGUAAUCUUCAGAAGGGAGUUUUACCUGAAACCCUAGGAAGAUUACCUUCUGGGCAACAAGCAACUACAUUACUUGAACUGAUGACCAUUAGGGCGUUCCACAGCAAGAUUUUGCGACGUUUCAGUUUAGGAACUGCUGUUGGUUUUCGGAUUCGUCGAGGUUUGUUGACGGAUAUUCCAGCUAUUCUAGUCUUUGUUGCCCGGAAGGUUCACAAACAGUGGUUAAACCACGUGCAGUGUCUACCAGCUGCUCUGGAGGGACCUGGUGGUGUAUGGUGUGAUGUUGAUGUAGUGGAGUUUUCCUACUUUGGUGCACCAGCAGCUACUCCAAAGGAAGAAAUAUAUAAUGAGCUUGUUGAUGGGUUGCGUGGAAGUGAUCCAUAUAUUGGCUCUGGCUCCCAGGUUGCCAGUCAAGAGACAUAUGGAACAUUGGGUGCAAUUGUAAAGAGUCGGUCAGGAAUCCAGCAGGUCGGUUUUCUCACAAAUCGGCAUGUGGCUGUUGAUCUGGACUACCCGAGCCAGAAAAUGUUCCAUCCUUUGCCUCCAAGCCUCGGACCAGGGGUUUACUUGGGUGCUGUUGAGAGAGCAACAUCAUUCAUAAGAGAUGACCUUUGGUAUGACAUCUUUGCUGGAACAAAUCCAGAAACUUUUGUUCGAGCUGACGGGGCGUUUAUUCCCUUUUCUGAAGAUUUUAACAUUUCAAAUGUUACCACAAUGGUCAAAGGCAUAGGUGAGAUUGGUAAAGUGCAUGUCAUAGAUUUGCAGUCUCCAAUCAGUAGUCUUAUUGGGAGACAAGUGGUGAAGGUUGGAAGAAGCUCAGGCUUGACUACAGGAACUAUAAUGGCUUACGCCUUAGAGUAUAACGAUGAGAAAGGGAUCUGUUUCUUCACUGAUUUUCUGGUAGUUGGUGAGAAUCAACAGACCUUUGACCUAGAAGGUGAUAGUGGAAGCCUCAUUAUCCUCACGAAUCAGAAUGGAGAGAAACCACGACCUGUUGGAAUCAUUUGGGGUGGGACAGCUAAUAGGGGUCGUUUAAAAUUAAAAGUUGGCCAGCCUCCAGAGAAUUGGACUAGUGGAGUUGAUCUAGGACGCCUUCUUGAUCUCCUCGAGCUUGAUCUUGUUACAAGUAAUGAAGGGUUCCAAGCUGCACUGCAGGAACAAAUUAAUGCAUCCGCGAUAGGUAUGGAUUCAACCGUCGGAGAGUCAUCUCCACCUGUUCGAAUGCAACUUAGAGAUAGAACAAGAGAAACCCUCGAGCCCAUUGAACUGAACCUCGAGCAAGUUCCUAUUGAAAUUGAAUGUCAAAAGGGGCAAAACUCAGAACUUGUGCAUGGUGCUAGUUUUCAAACUGACGCAGGUUUAGAAGCAACCGCCAAUAUUGAGCAUCAGUUCAUUCCAAGUUUUGCUAGUACAUCUUCAGUCCGACAAAAUAGUAGCCACGGAAAGUCCAAUACACUUGCAGCCUUGCGAAAUGGAACUGACGAAGAAGAGAUGUAUGUUUCCUUGCAAUUAGGAGAGCCUCAAGCCAAGAGAUUGAAAGAAUUGGAUACUCCUCCCCAUGAUAAGUGAAAACAUUGCUCGAGUUUAUAUUUACUACGCUAGCCAAAUGUUGCGACUUCAAUUCUCGUUAAGGCAAUUGGUGGGAUCUGUUUUGGCAGAAGGUUCUGAAAGAUUGAAGUCUAGCUUAAAGAACAAGAAUAUCUAAUAGUACUAUGUUCUUGUUCUAAUUUGGCGUGUGGACGAUUUUCAAUUCCCUUUUUUAGAAAAAGAAAAAAAAAUAUAAUGGUCUGGUAAAAUCUGUGUAAAGGAAAAACCUAUGUAAAAGUAUGUGGAAGGUACCUGUAUAUUCCUUCAUUUAUUUGUACCCAACAGUUAUGGGAUUGCUAUAAAUCCCCCAUUAAAGGGAGGGAUAUCAUUUGCCAACUGCCUUAAUAGGUGGAGUAAAAGAAUGAAUGCUUACUUAUUACUGGUACAUUGGCUUGAUUUUGGAACA